GUUCCGAGAGGCGCCUGCGCACUGUGAGGGCGCCGGCGAGGAGGCGGUGCGCUGUGGGGAGGAGGGCGGACGGCGCCCGGCUGGCACUGCUCAGAUCUGCUUCUCCCCGGCUCGGGGCGCCGAGGCGGCGUCCGGGAGGCGUCUUCUGCAAAGGUUGCCUGGCUCUGUCAAACAUGGAGGAGGCACCGGCAGCGGGCGUCACCUGCUAGCGGGACUAGCCCUCCGCUUGUCGUUCCGGACGGCAGUGCCGGGUCCGGAGCCCAGAGACGCGGCCGCCUGCACGCCCCGAGGCGGACCCUGGCUCUGACUCCUCCGCUGGCCGCGGGCUUCCCGACUGGGACGCGGCGCGAGGAGGGAGAGCGGCGGCCCCGAGUCUCCCAGAGCCAUGGGCAACGAGGCGAGCUUGGAAGGGGAAGGGCUCCCCGAAGGGCUGGCGGCGGCCGCAGCGGCCGGAGGAGGGGCUAGCGGGGCGGGGAGCCCCUCGCACACCGUGAUCCCGGCCGGCAUGGAGGCGGAUUUGAGCCAGCUGAGCGAAGAGGAGAGGAGACAGAUCGCUGCUGUCAUGUCAAGGGCGCAGGGGCUGCCCAAGGAAAGCGUCCCCCCGGCCGCUGCGGAGUCGCCUUCCAUGCACAGGAAACAAGAGUUGGAUAGUAGUCAUCCUCCAAAGCAAUCAGGAAGACCCCCAGACCCUGGGCGUCCAGCUCAGCCUGGUCUCAGUAAAAGUAGAACUACAGAUACUUUCAGGUCAGAGCAGAAAUUGCCUGGGAGGAGUCCUUCCACCAUUAGCUUGAAAGAAUCAAAGUCCAGAACUGAUUUUAGGGAAGAGCACAAGUCUAGUAUGAUGCCUGGCUUCCUCUCAGAGGUUAACCCUUUAAGUGCUGUCUCCUCUGUUGUAAAUAAAUUCAACCCUUUUGAUUUGAUAUCAGACUCUGAGGCAUCCCAGGAAGAAAUCACCAAGAAACAAAAAGUAGUUCAGAAGGAGCAAGGAAAACCUGAGGGAAUCACAAAACCUCCUUCACAACAGCAGUCACCCAAGCCAGUUCCUAAGCAGCAAGGAGCUGGUAAGGAUCCACUUCAGCAGGAUGGCCCUCCCAAAUUGGUAUCUUCUCAACAACCAGAAAAAAUUAAAUCACAACCUCAAGGUACAGGAAAGCCAAUUCAGGGUCCUGCUCAGACUCCUCAGACAGACCAGGCAAAAUUGUCACUUCAACGAGAUGCAUCCAGGCCUCAGACUAAACAGGCAGACAUAGUAAGGGGAGAAUCAGUUAAACCCUCACUACAAAGCCCAUCCAAACCACCUAUUCAGCAACCAAGUCCUAAAAAACCUCCAGCACAGCAGCCUGGACCUGAAAAAUCACAGCCUGGGCCUGCAAAGCCUCCAGCUCAGCCCCCAGGGCUAACAAAGCCACUGGCUCAACAACCAGGGACGGUGAAACCCCCAGUGCAGCCACCAGGAACAACAAAGCCUCCAGCUCAGUCUCUUGGUCCUGCUAAGCCUCCAGCUCAGCAAACUGGGUCAGAGAAGCCUUCAUUGGAGCAACCUGGGCCAAAGGCUCUAGCUCAGCCUCCUGGAGUUGGAAAGACUCCAGCUCAGCAGCCAGGGCCAGGAAAGCCUCCAACCCAGCAGGUGGGGACACCAAAACCUGUAGCUCAACAACCUGGGCUACAGUCUCCAGCCAAGGCAACUGGGCCUACAAAGACUCCAGUACAGCAGCCUGGGCCAGGAAAGACUCCAGCUCAACAGGCAGGACCAGCAAAGCCUUCUGCCCAGCAGACUGGCCCAACAAAGCUUCCUUCACAACUUCCUGGCCCAGCAAAGCCCCCACCUCAACAGCCUGGCUCAGCAAAGCCCCCACCUCAACAACCUGGCUCAGCAAAACUCCCAUCUCAACAGCCUGGGUCAGCAAAACCCUUAGCUCAACAACCGAGCCCAACAAAGCCCUCAGCUCAACAGUCUACAAAACCAGUAAGCCAAACAGGAUCUGCAAAACCCCUGCAGCCACCAACAAUGUCUCCAUCUGCAAAACAGCCUCCAUCACAAGGCCUCCCUAAAACCAUCUGUCCUCUUUGCAAUACCACUGAACUUCUGUUGCAUGUUCCAGAAAAAGCCAAUUUUAACAAAUGCACUGAGUGUCAAACCACUGUCUGUAGCCUCUGUGGAUUUAAUCCCAAUCCUCAUUUAACGGAGGUAAAAGAGUGGCUCUGUUUGAACUGUCAGAUGAAAAGAGCUCUAGGCGGGGAUCUGGCUCCAGUUCCAUCAUCACCCCAUCCCAAACCGAAGACUGCACCUGUUACCUCAACAUCAGCAGUGAGCAAAUCAUCCCCACAGUCACAGCAGACCUCCCCGAAGAAGGAUGCUGCCCCAAAACAGGAUGUCUCCAAGGCACCUGAGCCUAAAAAGCCACCACCACUAGUGAAACAACCAACCCUUCACGGCUCUCCUUCAGCCAAGGCCAAGCAGCCUCCUGAGGCAGAUUCUUCAUCUAAGCCAGCCCCUCCCAAAGAAUCUUCUGUCCCAUCUGAGCAGGACAAGGCCCCUGUCGCUGAUGAUAAACCAAAGCAGACCAAGACAGUAAAGCCACCCACAGACCUUGUAUCUUCAUCAUCAGCAACAACAAAACCUGAUAUUCCAAGCUCCAAAGUACAGUCACAAGCUGAAGAGAAAACAACCCCUCCUCUAAAAACAGACUCUGCCAAACCCUCACAAAGUUUUCCACCAACAGGGGAAAAAAUCACCCCAGUUGACUCUAAAGCCAUACCUCGACCUGCAUCAGAUUCAAAAAUUAUUUCACAUCCUGGGCCUAGUUCAGAGAGCAAAGGUCAAAAACAAGUUGACCCAGUUCAAAAGAAGGAAGAACCCAAGAAAGCACAAACCAAAAUAACUCCUAAACCAGAUGCCAAGCCAGUGCCAAAAGGGUCACCAACACCCCCUAGCCCACGACCUACCACUGGCCAAACUGUCCCCACACCUCAACAGCCCCCAAAGUCUCAGGAGCAGUCAAGACGUUUCAGUCUGAAUCUGGGAAGUAUUACUGAUGCCCCCAAAUCACAGCCUACAACUCCUCAAGAGACCGUGACUGGGAAACUCUUUGGGUUUGGAGCAUCAAUCUUCAGCCAGGCAUCAAAUUUAAUUUCCACUGCAGGCCAACCUGGACCUCAUUCACAAAGUGGACCAGGGGCCCCAACGAAACAAGCCCCUGUCCCUUCACAGCCACCUACUUCGCAAGGGCCACCCAAAUCCACAGGUCAAGCACCACCAGCGCCUGCAAAGAAUAUACCUGUGAAAAAGGAAACAAAAGCCCCAGCAGCUGAAAAAUUAGAGCCCAAAGCUGAACAAGCUCCAACAGUAAAACGAACAGAAACAGAAAAAAAGCCUCCACCUGUUAAGGAUAGCAAAUCUUUAGCAGCUGAGCCUCAAAAGGCUGUCCUUCCCACAAAACUGGAGCUUUCUCCCAAACCAGAAUCAACCUGUCCUCUCUGCAAAACUGAACUCAACACAGGUUCUACGGAUCCUCCUAACUUCAAUACUUGCACUGAAUGCAAGAAUCAAGUGUGUAAUCUUUGUGGAUUUAACCCUACACCACAUCUGACUGAGAUUCAAGAAUGGCUUUGUUUAAAUUGCCAAACCCGGAGAGCAAUAUCAGGACAGCUUGGAGACAUGAGCAAAAUGCCACCUGCACCAUCAGGGCCCAAAGCAUCUCCCAUGCCUAUCUCUACAGAACUACCACCUCAGAAAACAGCAGUGCCUCCCCAAGUAAAAUUAGCGAAAAAGGAGGAACAAGAAGUAAAAACAGAAGCUGAAAAAGUCGUUCUAGAAAAAGUAAAGGAAACAAUAUCAAUGGAAAACAUUCCCCCUAUGGUAACCACAGAUCAAAAACAAGAAGAGAGUAAGCUAGAGAAAGACAGAGCUUCAGUUCUUCAAGAAAAAACGCCACUCCCUGAAGAAAAAAAACUAAUCCUGAAAGAAGAAAAGGUAUGUCCUGAAGAAAAAAAGCCACUCUUAGAAGAAAAAAAACCAACCCCUGAAGACAAAAAGCUACCACCAGAGACAAAAACAUCAGCCCCAGAAGAACAAAAACAUGACUUACUUAAAUCUCAAGUACAAAUUGCUGAAGAAAAGCUGGAAGGCGGAGUGACUCCAAAGACAGUGCAAGAAGAGAAACAACCACAGACCAAGAUGGAAGAUUUACCCUCUGGCACACCUCAGCUUUUACCUAAAGAAGAUAAUAAGACAAUCAAAACAAUAAAAGAACAGCCACAGCCACCAUGCUCAGCAAAGCCUGAUCAGGUGGAACCUGGGAAAGAAAAAACAGAAAAGGAAGAUGACAAAUCAGACACCUCAAGUUCUCAGCAGCCUAAAAGCCCUCAAGGUCUGAGUGACACAGGAUAUUCUUCUGAUGGAAUAUCAAGCUCACUUGGUGAAAUUCCAAGUCUUAUUCCAACUGAUGAAAAGGAUAUUCUCAAGGGACUAAAAAAGGACUCUUUUUCACAAGAAAGCAGCCCUUCCAGCCCCUCAGAUUUGGCUAAGUUAGAAAGUACAGUCCUAUCCAUUUUGGAAGCUCAAGCAAGUACACUUGUUGAUGAAAAGUCGGAAAAGAAAACAAAACCCCAUGUGGUUUCUUCAGAACAGCCUAAAGACCAUCAGAAAACACAGAUUUUAUCUGAAACCUUGGAAAUUACUAUUUCAGAAGAGGGGAUCAAAGAAAGUCAAGAAGAAAGGAAAGACACAUUUAAAAAAGAUAGCCAACAAGGUAUUCCUUCCAGCAAGGACCAUAAAGAAAAGUCUGAGUUUGUUGAUGAUGUAACUACUAGAAGAGAGCCUUAUGAUUCUGUUGAAGACAGUAGUGAAAGUGAAAACUCACCUGUUCCACAAAGAAAACGAAGAACUAGUGUUGGCUCAUCAAGCAGUGAUGAAUAUAAACAGGAAGACAGCCAAGGAUCAGGGGAAGAGGAGGAUUUCAUUCGAAAACAAAUCAUAGAAAUGAGUGCUGAUGAAGACGCUUCAGGUUCUGAAGAUGAUGAGUUCAUCAGGAACCAGCUCAAAGAGAUUAGUAGCAGUACUGAUAACCAGAAAAAGGAAGAAACAAAGGGAAAAGGCAAAAUAGCAGCAGGGAAACACAGACGACUGACUCGAAAAACUAGCACAAGCAUUGAUGAUGAUGCAGGAAGACGUCACUCAUGGCAUGAUGAAGAUGAUGAAGCAUAUGAUGAAAGUCCUGAACUUAAAUACAGAGAAACUAAAAGUCAGGAAAGUGAAGAACUUGUAGUUGCUGGAGGAGGAGGGCUACGCCGAUUUAAAACAAUUGAGCUCAAUAGUACAAUAGCAGAUAAAUAUUCUGCAGAGUCAUCACAGAAAAAAACAGCUUUGUUUUUUGAUGAAGAGCCAGAAUUAGAAAUGGAAAGCCUGACAGACUCACCUGAAGAUAGGUCAAGGGGAGAGGGAUCUUCUAGUCUUCAUGCGUCCAGCUUUACUCCUGGUACAUCCCCUACAUCAGUAUCAUCACUUGAUGAGGACAGUGACAGUAGCCCGAGUCACAAAAAAGGAGAGAGCAAACAGCAACGCAAAGCUCGGCACAGAACACAUGGCCCUCUUUUGCCUACUAUUGAAGAUUCUUCAGAGGAAGAAGAAUUGAGAGAGGAAGAAGAAUUAUUAAAGGAGCAAGAAAAACAGAGGGAAAUAGAACAGCAACAAAGAAAGAGUUCUAGUAAAAAAUCAAAGAAAGACAAAGAUGAACUUCGAGCUCAGAGAAGAAGGGAAAGACCAAAGACACCACCUAGUAAUCUCUCUCCUAUUGAAGAUGCAUCUCCAACAGAAGAGUUACGUCAGGCCGCAGAAAUGGAGGAGCUCCAUAGAUCUUCUUGUUCUGAAUAUUCACCUAGCAUAGAAUCAGACCCAGAAGGUUUUGAAAUAAGCCCAGAAAAAAUAAUAGAAGUACAAAAAGUUUAUAAAUUGCCCACAGCUGUGUCAUUAUACUCACCAACAGAUGAGCAAUCUGUUAUGCAGAAAGAAGGUAGCCAAAAGGCAUUAAAAAGUGCUGAGGAGAUAUAUGAAGAAAUGAUGCAUAAAACACACAAAUAUAAAGCUUUUCCAGCUGCGAAUGAACGAGAUGAAGUGUUUGAAAAAGAGCCUUUGUACGGUGGCAUGCUAAUAGAAGAUUAUAUUUAUGAAUCCUUAGUAGAAGACACAUAUAAUGGAUCAGUAGAUGGAAGUCUGCUAACAAGGCAAGAAGAAGAAAAUGGAUUUAUGCAGCAGAGAGGAAGAGAGCAAAAGAUAAGACUUUCAGAACAGCUUUAUGAAGAUCCAAUGCAGAAAAUUACAGAUCUGCAAAAAGAAUUUUAUGAGUUAGAAAGCUUACAUUCUGUUAUGCCUCAAGAAGAUAUUGUUUCAAGCUCUUUUAUCAUCCCAGAAAGCCACGAGAUAGUGGAUCUGGGUACUAUGGUAACUUCUACAGGAGAAGAAAAAAAACUACUAGAUGCUGAUGCUGCCUAUGAAGAACUUAUGAAGAGGCAACAGAUGCAGUUAACACCUGGAUCCAGCCCAACCCAACCCACCAUUGGUGACGAUAUGACAGAGUCCACCUUGGACUUUGAUAGAAUGCCCGAUGCAUCUUUGACAUCAAGUGUUCUCUCAGGAGCAUCUCUUACAGAUUCAACCAGCAGUACAACACUCUCUAUCCCGGAUGUUAAAGUAACCCAACAUUUUUCAACAGAAGAAAUUGAGGAUGAAUAUGUAACCAAUUAUACAAGAGAAAUUCAAGAGAUAAUUGCCCAUGAAUCACUGAUUUUGACCUAUUCGGAGCCUUCAGAAAGUGCUACAUCUGUCCCACCCUCUGACACACCUUCUCUCACAUCAUCUGUUUCUUCCGUCGGUACCACUGAUAGCUCCUCACCUGUUACUACCCUGGAUAGCAUAACCACAGUUUAUACAGAGCCAGUGGACAUAAUAACUAAAUUUGAAGAUUCAGAGGAAAUUUCUUCAUCAACUUAUUUUCCAGGCAGCAUUAUAGACUAUCCAGAAGAAAUAAGUGUGUCUUUAGAUAGGACUACUACACCAGAAGGUAGAGCUGAUGCUGAUCAUGUUAUUUCUUUAUCUGAUAUGGUACCUUCUAUCACAGAAUCUGUAGGAUCUAAACCAGAGGGGCCAGUUGCUGACACUAUUUCUACUGACUUACCUAUAUCUGAGAAGGACCCAUUGAAGAAAGCCAAGAAGGAAACUGGGAAUGGAAUCAUUCUGGAAGUUUUGGAAGCUUACAGAGAUAAAAAGGAGUUGGAGGCUGAACUAACAAAAACUAGCUUAUCCAAAACUGUGUUUGAUCAAUCACCUUCCUCUGUAAUAGCCCUUCCAAUGAAAGAGCAGCUUUCAACUACAUACUUUACAUCUGGAGAAGACUUUGGUCAGGAAAAACCUGCAUCUCAGUUACCAUCUGGCAGUCCUUCUGUUCCCUCUCUUCCAACUAAACCUCGCCCAUUCCUGAGAAGUUCUUCUUUGGAUAUAUCAGCUCAACCUCCUCCACCUCCUCCCCCUCCUCCUCCUCCUCCUCCACCACCACCACCCCCUCCUCCCCCACCACUUCCUCCACCAACUUCACCUAAACCAACUAUUCAUCCUAAAAAAAAGUUAACAGUUACAGCUCCAGUGACUACAGCUACACCUCUGUUUGAUGCUAUUACUACUGUAGAGACCACAGCUACUCUGAGAAGUAAUGGAUUACCUGUAACAAGAAUAGCUACCACUGCACCUCCUCCUGUUCCUCCUAAGCCAUCUUCAAUUCCAUCUGGACUUGUAUUUACCCAUAGGCCUGAGCCAAGCAAACCUCCAAUCGCCCCCAAGCCAGUGAUUCCUCAGCUUCCAACAACUACACAAAAACCAACAGAUAUACAUCCCAAACCAACAGGUCUAUCUUUAACUUCAAGUAUGACCUUAAAUUUAGUGACUUCAGCAGAUUAUAAAUUGCCUUCCCCUACCUCCCCACUUUCCCCACACUCCAACAAGUCCUCACCGAGAUUUUCCAAAUCCCUCACGGAAACGUAUGUAGUUAUUACAUUGCCAUCCGAACCUGGGACUCCAACAGAUGCUUCAGCUAGUCAAGUUAUUACCAGUUGGCCCUUGGGAUCACCCUCCAAAGAUCUGGUUUCUGUUGAACCGGUGUUUUCUGUAGUUCCUCCUGUGACAGCUGUAGAAAUUCCAGGUUCUUCAGAACAGACCCUGUAUAUCUCUGGAGCUUUGCAGACAUUUUCUGCCACCCCUGUCACAGCACCCUCUUCAUUUCAAGCAGCUCCCACAUCAGUUGCACAGUUUCUCACAACUGAAGUUUCCAAGACUGAGGUUUCAGCAACCAGAAGUACAGCUCCUAGUGUUGAUCUCAGCAGCAUUUCCAUAACAAUUCCUCCAGAGCCUCUUGCUCUAGAUAACCUACAUUUAGAGAAGCCUCAGUAUAAAGAAGAUGGAAGACUGCAACUUGUUGGUGAUGUAAUUGAUUUGCGUACAGUACCAAAAGUAGAAGUUAAAACAACUGAAAAAUGUAUAGAUCUUUCUGCUUCUGCAAUGGAUGUGAAAAGACAGAUUACAACAAAUGAAGUUUAUGGGAAACAAAUUAGUGCUGUCCAACCCUCUAUUAUAAAUCUUAGUGCAACAUCAUCAACAGUGACUCCUAUAUCUCUGGCCACUGAGACAGUGACCUUUGUUACAUGCACAGCUAGUGCAAGUUACACUCCAGGCACAGAAAGCCUAGUGGGUGUGGAACAUGUAAUGGCAACACCACUCCCACUUACAACAUCAAAGCAUGCUGAGCCCCCAUAUAGGAUACCAAGUGACCAGGUCUUCCCUACGGUUAGGGAAGAAGCGCCAAUAAACUUAUCUCUAGGUACUUCAGCACAUGCAAUGACAUCGGCUAUUACAAAACCUGUCACUGUGCCUCCUGUUGGUGUCACAAAUGGAUGGACUGAUAGCACCAUAUCCCAGGGGAUCACUGAUGGGGAAGUAGUGGAUCUCAGCACAACCAAGUCUCAUAGAACAGUUGUAACAAUGGAUGAAUCUACUUCAAGUGUGAUGACCAAAAUAAUCGAAGAUGACGAAAAACCUGUUGAUUUGACUGCAGGAAGAAGAGCUGUGUGCUGUGAUGUGGUUUAUAAAUUACCAUUCGGAAGGAGCUGCACAGCACAGCAGCCUGCAACUACUCUUCCGGAGGAUCGUUUUGGUUACAGGGAUGACCACUAUCAGUAUGAUCGAUCAGGGCCAUAUGGUUAUAGAGGGAUUGGGGGAAUGAAGCCUUCCAUGUCUGACACAAAUUUAGCAGAAGCUGGACAUUUUUUCUAUAAAAGUAAGAAUGCUUUUGAUUAUACUGAAGGAACUGAUACAGCAGUAGAUCUGACUUCAGGGAGAAUUACUACAGGUGAGGUAAUGGAUUAUUCAAGCAAGACCACAGGUCCAUAUCCAGAAACAAGACAAGUCAUUUCAGGAGUUGGGAUUAGUACCCCACAGUAUUCCACAGCAAGGAUGACACCACCGCCAGGACCCCAGUAUUGUGUGGGGAGUGUUUUGAGGUCAUCUGAUGGUGUUGUCUAUUCUUCAGUAGCAACUCCGGCACCCUCUACGUUUGCUAUCACCACACAACCCGGCUCCAUUUUCAGCACCACAGUGAGGGAUUUGUCUGGUAUUCAUACAACUGAUGCCGUGACUUCAUUAUCUGCCCUUCACCAUAGCCAGCCAAUGCCUAGAUCAUAUUUUAUAACAACGGGUGCAUCAGAAACAGACAUUGCAGUAACUAGUAUUGAUAUCAGUGCCAGUUUGCAAACUAUUACUAUCGAAUCUCUUACUGCUGAGACGAUAGACUCCGUUCCCACUUUAACCACAGCAUCCGAUGUGUUUCCUGAAGUGGUGGGAGAUGAAAGUGCUCUUUUAAUUGUCCCUGAAGAAGAUAAACAACAGCAGCAGCUAGACUUGGAGCGUGAGCUCCUGGAACUGGAGAAAAUUAAGCAACAGCGCUUUGCUGAGGAAUUGGAGUGGGAACGUCAGGAAAUUCAAAGAUUCCGAGAACAAGAGAAGAUCAUGGUUCAGAAAAAGCUGGAGGAGCUGCAGUCUAUGAAGCAGCACCUUCUCUAUCAGCAAGAAGAAGAGCGGCAAGCCCAGUUCAUGAUGAGGCAGGAGACGUUAGCUCAGCAACAGUUACAGCUUGAGCAGAUCCAACAGCUGCAGCAACAACUUCACCAGCAGCUGGAGGAGCAAAAGAUUCGCCAAAUCUACCAGUAUAACUAUGACCCUUCUGGAACUGCUUCUCCACAAACCACUACAGAGCAGGCAAUUUUGGAAGGUCAGUAUGCUGCCCCAGAAGGGACUCAAUUUUGGGCAACUGAAGAUGCAACCACCACAGCCUCAGGUGUUGUGGCAAUUGAAAUACCACAGAGCCAAGGAUGGUACACUGUUCAGUCUGAUGGUGUCACCCAGUACAUUGCCCCACCUGGUAUCCUGAGCACUGUUUCAGAAAUACCUCUAACAGAUGUUGUUGUGAAAGAGGAAAAACAACCCAAAAAGAGAAGUUCUGGAGCUAAAGUCCGAGGACCAUAUGAUGAGAUGGGAGAAAAUAUGGCAGAUGAUCCCCGAAGUUUUAAAAAGAUAGUGGACAGUGGUGUACAAACGGAUGACGAAGAUGCCACAGAUCGGAGCUAUGUGAGUAGAAGAAGGAGAACUAAAAAGAGUGUGGAUACAAGCGUCCAAACUGAUGAUGAAGAUCAGGAUGAGUGGGAUAUGCCUACUAGAGCAAGGAGGAAAGCUCGUGUAGGGAAAUAUGGUGACAGCAUGGCAGAGGCUGACAAGACCAAACCCCUUUCCAAAGUCUCCAGCAUAGCAGUUCAAACGGUAGCAGAGAUAUCUGUGCAAACUGAACCAGUUGGAACCAUAAGAACACCCUCCAUACGGGCACGAGUGGAUGCCAAGGUAGAAAUAAUUAAACACAUUUCAGCACCUGAAAAGACUUACAAAGGGGGCAGUUUAGGAUGUCAAACAGAAGCAGAUUCAGACACACAAAGUCCUCAAUAUCUGAGUGCCACAUCUCCACCCAAAGACAAGAAACGCCCAACACCUUUAGAGAUUGGUUAUUCAUCUCACCUCCGAGCAGAUUCCACAGUACAGCUGGCUCCUUCCCCACCCAAAUCCCCCAAAGUCCUUUAUUCACCCAUCUCACCACUUUCACCAGGCAAAGCCUUAGAAUCAGCCUUUGUACCUUAUGAAAAACCCCUCCCUGAUGAUAUAAGUCCACAGAAAGUACUGCAUCCAGAUAUGGCUAAAGUUCCCCCAGCAAGUCCUAAGACAGCCAAGAUGAUGCAGCGUUCUAUGUCUGACCCCAAGCCUCUGAGUCCAACAGCAGACGAAAGUUCCAGGGCUCCUUUUCAGUAUACCGAGGGCUAUACGACUAAAGGUUCUCAAACCAUGACACCCUCUGGAUCCCAGAAAAAAGUUAAAAGGACUCUGCCAAAUCCGCCUCCCGAGGAGAUUUCCACAGGAACUCAAUCCACAUUCAGCACAAUGGGCACAGUUUCCAGGAGAAGGAUCUGCAGAACCAAUACCAUGGCAAGAGCCAAGAUUCUCCAGGACAUAGACCGAGAGCUUGAUCUUGUGGAAAGGGAAUCUGCAAAGCUCAGAAAGAAACAAGCAGAGCUUGAUGAAGAAGAAAAGGAGAUUGAUGCCAAGCUACGAUACCUGGAAAUGGGAAUUAACAGGAGGAAAGAGGCAUUAUUAAAGGAGAGAGAAAAGAGAGAACGAGCCUAUCUCCAGGGGGUAGCUGAGGAUCGUGAUUACAUGUCUGACAGUGAAGUGAGCAGCACAAGACCAACCCGAAUAGAAAGUCAGCAUGGCAUUGAGCGACCAAGAACUGCUCCUCAAACUGAAUUCAACCAGUUUAUACCACCACAAACCCAAACAGAAUCUCAACUAGUUCCUCCAACAAGUCCUUACACACAAUAUCAAUACUCUUCCCCUGCUCUUCCUACCCAAGCACCCACCUCAUACACCCAACAGUCUCAUUUCCAGCAACAAACUUUGUACCACCAGCAAGUUUCACCUUAUCAGACUCAGCCAACAUUCCAAGCUGUGGCAACAAUGUCCUUCACACCUCAAGCUCAACCUACACCAACCCCACAGCCUUCUUAUCAGUUACCUUCACAGAUGAUGGUGAUACAACAGAAGCCACGCCAAACUACGUUAUAUUUGGAGCCCAAGAUAACCUCAAACUAUGAAGUAAUUCGCAACCAACCCCUUAUGAUAGCACCUGUUUCUACUGAUAAUACAUAUGCUGUUUCCCAUCUUGGUAGUAAGUACAAUAGUUUAGACUUGAGAAUAGGUUUGGAGGAAAGAAGUAGCAUGGCAAGCAGUCCAAUAUCAAGCAUAUCUGCAGAUUCUUUCUAUGCAGAUAUUGAUCACCAUACUCCACGAAAUUAUGUCCUAAUUGAUGACAUUGGAGAGAUCACCAAAGGAACAGCAGCAUUAAGCACCGCAUUUAGCCUUCAUGAGAAGGAUCUGUCAAAAACAGACCGUCUCCUUCGAACUACUGAAACACGCCGGUCUCAAGAAGUGACAGAUUUCCUAGCACCUUUACAGACUUCCUCUAGAUUGCAUAGUUAUGUGAAGGCAGAGGAAGACCCAAUGGAGGAUCCUUAUGAGUUAAAGCUUCUGAAACAUCAGAUUAAACAGGAAUUUCGUAGAGGGACAGAGAGCUUAGAUCACCUUGCUGGUCUUUCUCAUUAUUACCAUGCCGAUACUGGCUAUCGACAUUUUCCAAAAUCUGAAAAGUAUAGCAUCAGUAGACUCACGCUUGAAAAACAAGCAGCAAAACAACUGCCAGCAGCCAUACUUUAUCAAAAGCAGUCAAAGCAUAAGAAAUCACUAAUUGACCCUAAAAUGUCAAAAUUUUCACCUAUUCAAGAAAGUAGAGAUCUUGAACCUGAUUAUUCAAGCUAUAUGACUUCUAGCACUUCAUCUAUUGGUGGCAUUUCUUCCAGGGCAAGGCUUCUUCAAGAUGACAUCACUUUUGGUCUCAGAAAAAAUAUUACAGACCAACAAAAAUUUAUGGGAUCCUCUCUUGGCACAGGACUGGGCACAUUAGGAAAUACCAUACGGUCAGCUCUGCAGGAUGAAGCAGAUAAGCCAUACAGUAGUGGCAGCAGGUCCAGACCUUCCUCUAGACCUUCUUCUGUCUAUGGGCUUGAUUUAUCAAUUAAAAGAGAUUCUUCUAGCUCUUCCCUAAGACUGAAAGCUCAAGAGGCUGAAGCUCUAGAUGUUUCCUUUAGUCAUGCAUCAUCCUCUGCCAGAACUAAGCCGACCAGUUUGCCAAUCAGUCAAAGUAGAGGAAGAAUACCAAUUGUGGCCCAGAAUUCUGAAGAAGAAAGCCCACUCAGUCCUGUUGGCCAGCCAAUGGGAAUGGCCAGGGCUGCAGCCGGACCCCUGCCACCAAUAUCUGCAGACACUAGGGAUCAGUUUGGAUCGAGCCACUCAUUGCCUGAAGUUCAGCAACACAUGAGGGAAGAAUCACGGACUCGAGGCUAUGACCGUGACAUAGCAUUCAUCAUGGAUGACUUCCAACAUGCCAUGUCAGACAGUGAAGCCUAUCAUCUGCGUCGUGAGGAAACAGAUUGGUUUGAUAAACCCAGGGAGUCUCGUUUGGAAAACGGACAUGGUCUGGACCGAAAACUGCCCGAAAGAUUGGUCCACUCUAGACCACUCAGUCAACAUCAAGAGCAAAUUAUACAGAUGAAUGGGAAAAGUAUGCACUACAUCUUUCCUCAUGCAAGGAUAAAAAUAACAAGAGACUUAAAGGAUCACACAGUUUCAGGUAAUGGAUUAGGAAUUAGAAUUGUGGGUGGUAAAGAAAUCCCUGGACAUAGUGGAGAAAUUGGAGCCUAUAUUGCCAAGAUUCUUCCUGGGGGAAGUGCGGAACAGACAGGGAAACUUGUGGAAGGGAUGCAAGUAUUGGAAUGGAAUGGAAUUCCCUUAACUUCUAAAACAUAUGAAGAAGUUCAGAGUAUCAUUAGUCAGCAAAGUGGGGAAGCAGAAAUAUGUGUAAGACUGGACCUCAAUAUGCUAUCAGAUUCUGAAAACCCCCAGCAUCUGGAACUUCAUGAGCCACCAAAAACUGUGGAUAAGGCGAAAUCCCCAGGGGUUGAUCCUAAGCAAUUGGCAGCCGAACUCCAGAAGGUUUCACUACAGCAGUCACCACUGGUUCUGUCGUCAGUUGUUGAAAAAGGAUCUCAUGUUCAUUCAGGUCCUACAUCAGCAGGAUCCAGUUCUGUUCCCAGCCCUGGGCAACCAGGGUCCCCCUCAGUGAGCAAAAAGAAGCACAGCAGCAGCAAGCCUACUGAUGCAACAAAGGUGGUCUCUCAUCCAAUUACAGGAGAGAUUCAGCUUCAAAUUAACUAUGAUCUUGGAAAUCUCAUAAUACAUAUUCUCCAAGCAAGAAAUCUCGUUCCUCGAGACAACAAUGGUUAUUCUGACCCUUUUGUGAAAGUGUACCUUCUUCCAGGGAGAGGUCAAGUCAUGGUUGUCCAGAAUGCAAGUGCUGAGUACAAGAGAAGGACUAAAUAUGUUCAGAAAAGUCUUAAUCCUGAGUGGAAUCAAACAGUAAUUUAUAAAAGUAUUUCCAUGGAACAGCUCAAGAAGAAAACACUGGAGGUGACAGUUUGGGAUUAUGAUAGAUUUUCAUCCAACGACUUUCUUGGGGAGGUAUUGAUUGAUUUAUCUAGCACAUCUCACCUCGAUAACACUCCAAGGUGGUAUCCUCUCAAAGAACAGACUGAAAGCAUUGAUCAUGGCAAGUCUCAUUCCAGUCAGGGCAGCCAGCAGUCUCCAAAGCCAUCUGUUAUAAAAAGCAGAAGCCAUGGUAUCUUCCCUGACCCAUCAAAGGACAUGCAGGUUCCCACCAUUGAGAAAUCCCAUAGUAGUCCUGGUAGCUCAAAAUCAUCAUCAGAAGGCCAUCUCCGUUCUCAUGGACCCUCUCGCAGUCAAAGCAAAACCAGCGUCACUCAAACCCACCUGGAAGAUGCAGGGGCUGCCAUAGCUGCUGCCGAAGCCGCCGUGCAACAACUCCGCAUUCAACCAACAGCACAUAAAAGCGGUCAGUCUAAUCAUGCCAGGAAGCAGCACAGACACAGCAUAGCAGGAGUCCUCCCCAUUCAAAGAACUCAGUCUGAUAAUCUGCCUCCACCAGCCAAUGGCAACCAAGACCAAAGCCAGCUAGCCCUCAGGAAGGUGAUGUCUGAUGGACCAGUCAAGCCAGAAGGAGCAAAGCCUCCCAAUCACCGGCCUGCAGAAAGCUCUGUGUCCACCGGCUCCUCGGGCAGCAGCUUUGGCAGUGGAUAUAGCGUGGACAGUGAAGGAAGCAGCAGCACUGCAGGGGAGACUAAUCUAUUUCCUAUUCCGAGGAUAGGGAAGAUGGGACAGAAUGGACAAGAGCCUGUAAAACAGCCAGGGGUAGGAGUAGGACUAGCAGACUCAGAAGCUAAAACUCAAGUAAUGGGAGAAAUCAAGAUUGCAUUGAAGAAGGAAAUGAAGACAGAUGGUGAACAACUAAUAGUUGAAAUUCUCCAAUGCAGAAAUAUUACAUACAAAUUUAAGUCUCCUGAUCAUCUACCAGAUUUAUAUGUGAAAAUAUAUGUGAUGAAUAUUUCUACCCAAAAAAAGGUGAUCAAGAAAAAAACAAGAGUAUGCAGACAUGAUCGAGAGCCUUCAUUCAAUGAAACUUUUCGAUUCAGUCUAAGUCCUGCAGGACAUUCUCUUCAGAUUUUACUUUUCUCCAAUGGAGGAAAGUUUAUGAAAAAGACCUUGAUUGGUGAAGCCUGUAUCUGGCUUGACAAAGUGGAUCUCAGAAAAAGAAUAGUCAACUGGCACAAACUUUUGGUCAGUCCUACUCAAACACAUUGAAGAAACAUGUCUUCUCAGGGUAUAGAAACUGUUCUAAAUAGCCUCACAUCAAGACUAUAGUUGGAUACAAUUGUACUAAGCUAAGUUUUGAGAGGCAGCGUAAGAGUGGGAACAACUGGCAAAAUCAUACUGAACGCUUUGUACAUUUAUCGUUGUGGACCAUACAAAGACAUUCAGUUGAAAAAGUUCACAUAUUGAAAACAAAAAGGAAUGGAGUUCUGAGACCUUGGAUUUCCCAUAGCUGUGAAAGAAACUGUGAAAGAAAUUUUGAUUACUUAAGGCAGAAGUCUUUGAGCAGAGUUGAGCUAUAGCUUAAGACAGAGGCUCAAAGAUUAAUGUGGUUUCCAGUGCAGCACAAAGGUAAUUCUUUAUGCAAAGAAGCCUUGGUUGAAAGGAAAGAACUGAUGUAACAAAUCUGUUUUCAACACUUCAAAAAUCUUCCUUCAUCGUCUUCUAUUGAGACAACUGGCUGCUUUCAGAUUCUGACAUAAGAUACAUCUACAAUAUAUGUUCAGGACCGGAAGUGAGGUGGCUGUGUUCUUAGGGAAAAUGGAAUAGGAGAUGUAGAAAUCAUGGCUUUUAGGCCACAUUUUUUUUGGUUUUCUCUGUGUAUAAAUGUUACAAGGGUAUACAACACUGACUUUGAAUCCAUGUGGUAAAAAUGCAUUUGUUUCAAUAUAAUUUGAAAUAAUGUAGAGUGAAGAUAAUAUUAGGUAGAAAUAAAAUUGAAUUUAUCUAGAAAUAAAACUAUGACUGGCUAAUGAAGAAGAAUGUCGCCCCAUACAAUAUUGGAAUUUUGAUUGAAACCAUCAAAAUCUUCAUAAUUUGCCAUUAACCCAAGACAUCUUCAAUCUAUGUACCAAAGGAACUAAAGUAAACUGAUAUGUUCUAGGAAGCAUGACAAUGUAUUCUUUGUGAAACUGCAAAUUAAUGUAUUAUCCUGCACAUUUCUUUUCUCUUGAGAUACAUUGACAGAGAAAGAAAAUUCUUUCUCUGGCAAACAAACCAUAUUAAUCUUGUGACAUUAAUUAAUUAAAUGGGUAUCAUUUCCUCAUUUCAUAAUAUUUUACCCUUCUUUUGUUAAUGAGUGAAUUCAUUUAUUGACUGUAUCAUGAAAACCUGACACCAAACUCCAGUUCUCUCUAGUGCUCUAUUUUCUUACUUUAUUGACAAUAUCACAGUGAUCGAGUUCAUCAAUGUUGAGAAAAUACGUUAUAAGUCAACAUUUACCUGAGGUUAAAAUAUACUUUGAACUAUUUUAAUAAUAAUGAAUAAAACAACUAAUGUCCAAGUCUUAAAAUGAAGCACCCUCUUCUCUAUCAGCGUUAUUCAUUAAGAAAGUAAUGUGAAGUUGUGGAAAACACACUCAGCAGGGAGUAAAAGCCUGGCUUCUGGUCUUAGUUCUGCCACUGACUAUGUCACCUUGCACAUGUCACUUAAACUCACUUUACCCCAGUUUUCUCAUCUGUAGGAUAAAAAUAAUUAUAUAUUCUUAACCUUCCAAAUGAGAUGUUGGGAUGAUAAAUCAAUGAUCUAUGAAAGAUGAAAGCACAUUUCCAAAUAUAGUUUUAUGCACAGAAGUAAGGAGUAAUUAUUACAUAGCUUUUUAAUUCUCAAAUUUUAUAUGUGAAAAAUAUCACCUAAAUCAAUGACAAGGAUUGACAUGGACAAAAGCAGUAAAUUAGCUACAAAGCUUAUUUUUUAUUUAAAAUAUAAACUUUAACCUAAAAAAAGGUGAAGAAUUACAUGAAAAUGAUUUGCAAAUUUUGUUAUUCUAAAUUAAAUGAAUAAUAUUGGUCUCACCCUAUUCUUAUAUUCUAUCCAAAAUAAAUCAAAUUGCUUCUCAGGGCAUUCUGAGCUUAAAACCUGUUGCUUUAUUCAAGGGCAAAAUGUUAACGGGAUUAGAGAAAACCAUCUCUAGAUAUUGGUUGGAUAUGGAAUUUUCUCAUUUAAAAAAACGCUUUAAAUUUGAGAGGAAUGUAAAGCAAUAAAAAUAAGAGAAUUUCUAACAUAUCCCAGGCCACAUAUAUAUGUCACAUAUAUAUAUAUGUAACUUCAUGUAUAUAUAUAUGUAUAUAUAUACAUAUAUAUAUGACUUCAGAAUACAAAUUAACUCUUCCCCAGACUGAAAAAGAUAACCAUAACUUUUCUUUCCUCUAUUUUUUAAUCCCCCUCCACUGAAAAUGCAAUGUCAUUUACCAUUGACAUUACUCUAAAAUGAGUAUGGGAGAGAGGAAUCAUGAAAGAUUUUAUAUUGCUAAGAUUUUAUUUUUAGAGAUGAUUAGAUCUGCCAAUGGUUGCCAUGGAUAUUUCCAGCAGAAGCUAGCACUUGAAGAAGCCUAUAAUCAUCAUUCAUAAUUGGGGAAGAAAAGGUCCAAGAUCUCCUUCUGACAUAACAAGGUUCUGAUAUUUGCCCUUAAAAGCAAACCCUGACUCAUCUCUGAUCCUCUUUUGCAGCCACUCAUAUCCAGAGGUGUGCAUGAAAGUUUGUAUGACCAGUUAGCUUUCUUCAUUCCAGUUGCAAUUUCUUUUAGAAUAAUAUAAAUGGAGGGAUCACCAAAACAAAGAUUAUCUCUUUGGUAGCUAUUUAACCUGAAAGAGUAGGAGUCUCUCCAUUAUAGAAGCCCCUCCGUUCCAAAGAACUAGUGAUGGGGUGAGGUCAAUCAGCAGAGUUGACAACAGGGCUUCUUUUUGUGCACCAGCAUUCCCCUUCAGAGAGCAUAAGAUCCUGCCAGUGUGCCAAGUUUGCAGCUGACCAAACUUCUAGAUUGUACUGGAAUUAUUCUAUGCAACACUGAUUCUUAUAUGAAUGCAUUUCUUCUGAAUGAUGUUGACUUCCCUUCUUAAAACAAAACUGUUUCUUUUUUAUUGCAAAUAGGGCUCUUGGUGUUUUUUACUUUUUUGUACAUAUCACAGUACAUGGUUUUCCAUUCUUUCAUUUAUUUCAUUUUAUUGGAAUUGACUUUUUUUUAUUCUAAUACUGACAGAGUUUGUAAUCUAUAUAGAAUACGUGAUUAGUCCAAUUAUAACAUUUUUACCUUAAAGAGCAUCUCAGUUUUUCCCACAGUUUCAUUGAGUCAUCAGAGACUGAUGUUGCUUUUUAAUUUAAAAUUUGGUCCUAAAGAAACUUUCAGCUGUGGAAACAAAAGCACAGAGUGAAUUUUUACAAAAGACGGGGAAUAUAGAAUAGUCAUUACAGACACAAAUAACCCUAGUAGCAAGAGGUUGGUGUUUUCCCUGUUUUUUCUUAAGAUUAAGGAGAUUUUUGGUGACUCUGAACUUUUUAUUUAUAUUUCAGUUUAAAAGAACAAUACCAAGACUAAAGGGCAUCAAUUGUCUUUACUCCUUAAUAUUGCCCAUAUUUUAAUAAAUUACACUAAUUAAAUGCAUAUUUUCAGCAUACCAGUGGAAUUACUUUUGUGGAUCACACACAUUUAAAUAGUCAUAUUGUGGGAAUAUUAUAGCUGGUAACCAGCUGAUAUUGAUUCUUAUAGGAACGACUGUAAUGAUAGUGGUGGUAGCAGUAGUGAUGUUAGCAGUGGUGGUGAUGUGAAGUAAAAUAAAAUUAUAUUCUAUUGUGCCCAAUUUAUUAGAAAUUAUUUGAUCAAUGCUUCAUUUCCUUAAAAUAUCAUAAAGAUGUUUAUAGUAUUUUUUUACUUUAUUAUUUAAAUCAUAACUAACAAUAUUUUUAAAAACUUAUUUUCAUUGCUACAAUGUCAAAUAUUCCAAGAUCAGCCAACUACAGCUAUAUAUGUGUUUAUAUGUGUGACAGAAGUGAUCUUCCUUCCCUCUUUUUGAGCUUGAAAUGAAAAGUGAAAGAAAACUCAAUGAAUAAUUGUGAGCUAUUUAUUUAAUAAUCACUUGCCUUGGGUGUAAUACAAUAAUGAAUGAGUGAAACAAAUAUUCUCAUUAAAUAUGACACAAUGAUGUAUUCUGUAUGUUUCAUGUUCUAUUAUUAAAGGUAUCCAUAAAACCAAAAUCAUUUAAUCAAAUUCUUUAUCUGAUAGGUAGAUGGAGAUCGUUUUCUUAAUUCAUCACCUUGUACAUAAGUAUACAUUUGGUAAAGUAGACAAAGUUGAAAUAUUAAUUUCAUUUGGCAAUCAGCAUGUGAAUAUGAUUAUUGUUUGAUUGUGUCUGUAUAUUUGUUCAGUGAUGUGCUCAGGUGCUCCCACUACUGAUAAAUGUGUGUGCUAAUAACCUAACAACACAUAUGAGGUUUAAGAAAAAAUUUUCUUGUCUGAAAAAAUAAAAACCUUAAUAAAACUGAUUUUGAAAUAAAAACUAAAGUACUUGAAGACAUGUCUUGUUUCUGACUACAUGUUGCAUGCCAUGUUGGUGAUUUGCUAAUGUGUUCCUUUUUGUUUUACCUAAAUCCCUUUGGAAAAUCUAAUGAACAAAUGCAAAUUCUUGGGCUAAGGAUUGUAUAAAUGGACCUGAAAAUACAUGAGAAUUGUAUUUAAAAAAUGCUUGUAAAACUGUCUUGAGUUUUACUCUAUGUAAAAAUAUGUCUUGGUUUUGUGAUUGUAUACAAGAUGUAUCUUGAUAACUUAUAUGUAAAUUGUGCCGUAUAAAGGCUGUUGCCUCAGCCUUACUAAUAAAUAUUGAAAAUAUCAA
Callithrix jacchus (white-tufted-ear marmoset) is the source of this 20521-nucleotide messenger RNA. It is a transcript of the gene PCLO, whose product is annotated as piccolo presynaptic cytomatrix protein. Gene Ontology annotation, cellular component: axon; GABA-ergic synapse; membrane. Gene Ontology annotation, molecular function: structural constituent of presynaptic active zone; metal ion binding; protein binding. Gene Ontology annotation, biological process: protein localization to synapse; presynaptic active zone assembly. Lineage: Eukaryota; Metazoa; Chordata; Mammalia; Primates; Cebidae. The record is from RefSeq and is a predicted model, not a curated record.